Ziziphus jujuba (common jujube) is the source of this 790-nucleotide messenger RNA. RefSeq lists its product as uncharacterized. Bases 164 to 625 code for a protein of 153 amino acids. NCBI's taxonomy places the organism in Eukaryota, Viridiplantae, Streptophyta, Magnoliopsida, Rosales, Rhamnaceae. The record is from RefSeq and is a predicted model, not a curated record. The transcript has a single exon.
UCCAAAAACCCAUCUAUAUAAUAAAACCAUCUCCUGUGUCUUUCUUCUUCGUAUCAACAUCAUCUCUAAGUCACAUACACAAAAGUCACUGAGAAAAGAAUAAUACCAAAUUCCCACCGACUUAAAAAAGACUAGCAGCAGAAUCCAAAGCAAAAAACAAAGAAUGAAGCCCAUCGACAGCAAGAAAGACACGGUGACCAUCAGAGCAGUGAGCCACGACGAAGAAGGUCGGAAGAGAAUGGAGAAGACGGAGCUCGAAACCCACAACAUCGACACCAUCAAGUACGUCGAGAAGAAGCUCAUCGACAAGGGCGUGCAGCGAUUGGAACGCCACCCUGCCGAUGGAAUCGGGAUCGGCCGUCCACCGCCCAAAUCCGGCCACGGUGGAAAGUACACGUGGGAGGGUCCCGGCGAACUGGCGGAGAGCGAGCUGUCACCGGUUCCUCCGGCGAUCGAUAAGGGAGACCCGAAUUAUGUGGAUGAAGAAGCAGAGGAAAGGGUGGUGAGCGGUGAAGAUGAUGCGGUGGCAGGGUAUGUGGUUGGGGAGGUUGAGGUGCCAAAGGCUGCUGAGAGCAGAGAUGGGGUUGCUAGGGUUGAGGUUGAUCCUCACCUCAAGGUUAAUUAGUUGUCACUUCAUACAACGAAGUUGACAGGCAUUUAUGGUUUCUAUGUAAUUUCCUUUUUUUUUUUUUUUUAACUCAAAACAAAAACGCUUGGAAUAAUCAGUUGUGAAAUUGUAUUUCUAUGUGUUUUGCGCGUGUUUUUUAAUGCAUUUCACUGUUUUGUUUGA